UCCAUAUCUUGUUUGUUGUUGCGUUACGAUCAAUGUAAAUCAAGAUGGCUAACCUGAAAGCCGUUGUGGGAUUUUGCGUUUGUAUAUUUGUUUUGCUAGCAAUAUUAGAGAUUCAGCUGGCAGAAAGUGGAAGAGGAUUUCGUGGAGGCAGAUAUCGUGCGAGCAGAUAUCGUGCAAGCAGAAGUUACCGAAGCCCAAGUCGAGUUAGAAAUUCAGUUCGAGUUAGAAAUAGAGUUCGAGUUCGGAGUGGAUCUAGUCCUUUCUCUCGUACCACAUUUAAAGCUGCUUUGAUUGGUGGAAGUAUUUAUGGAGCUUCACGAUAUAUGAGGACUAGUCGAUAUCGAAGAGAUCCUUAUGCUAUGCCAACUGUUUGUACGAAUAACUAUGAUAGUGAUGGAAAUGGAACAGUUUACGGAUAUUUUAUUUGUCCACGGAAUGGUGAACCGGAAAGUUACACCUAUUGUUGUGGAAAUUCGUUGAGAGAAAGAUGUUGUGCUUAUUUUUCUGAACAUGGUGAUGAUAAAGGAAGAACGGCUGGUAUUGUUGUUGGUGUGAUUAUAUUGAUUAUAGUUAUUUCUAUAAUAGUUUAUUGUGUGUGUAAACGAUCUGGGACAAGUGGCAAGAUUGUUCGCAAGUUUUCCUCCAAAAAUUCAAAUAAAGAGCAAUAUGCUGCUGUUCACAAAGAUCCAGGUCCUGUGGACAUGGUGCAUGUACCCACACAGCCUGGACAACAAUACCCUGACAACUAUGGACCAGCUCCACCCUACAGCCAACAACCUGGUAAAGCUGAAGAUCCGACUGUUCCUGAAGAUAUGGGAUCUCCAGCUCCGUCGUAUCCUGCACCGUAUGACCAACCUGGAUACCCAACAUCAGAGAAAGGUCCAUUACCAGAUGGAGAUGUAAAUCAGGGUGGACAACCAUAUCCACCACAGCCAGGCAUGAACCCAUAUCCCCCACAAGGAAACAUGCCGUAUCCUCCUCAAGGAAACAUGCCGUAUCCUCCACAAGGAAACAUGCCGUAUCCUACACAAGGAAACAUGCCAUAUCCACCACAAGGAAACAUGCCAUAUCCUCCCCCAGGACAAGGUGGACCUCCUCCUCCACAAGGCUAUGGUGGUGCAGCCUACCCACCUGUAGAUCCACCACCAUACCCUGCUAUGUAAUUUAACCAGAUACUUACUAUAUCAAUUUAUAUUUUGCUUAAGGUCACCAAUUAUAACUACAUCUGUUACAGUUGGUGUUACGUCACUAGAAACAAUAUGGAUACUAUUGUUUAUGCAUGCUUAUAACUCUUCAAACACAGAAUUAUAUUUUGAAUUUCAACUUCAGUAUCUGAUAUGAAAUAAGGCAGAGCAUGUGUUUGGAUGAGAUACCAUUUGCAAUCUGUAACCAUCUAUUGUAUCAUUUGGGGUUAAUGCACAUCCAGAUAUUCCAACAUUUUGCUACCAAGUCAAAGUGUUAUAAAUAUUUAAUCAUAGCAUUCUCCUCUCAGGAUCGUUUAAAAUAUUACUAAGCCUCGUUGAAAUUGCAUACAUUUUUUUUUUAUAUCAUUUUAAAUAUUAGCACUUUAGAUCUCCAUGCACCAUAAUAUCCUGCCAUUUAUUUUGAGUUAAUUACAGAUUCAGCACCACUCAAAUACUGUUCUAAUUGUAUUCUUGUAAAUCUCAUAUGAGAGAUGCACUUUAAUCCUGCAAUUCUGAAUGCAACAAAAUCUGAUCAUGAAGAUAACACCUGAGAAUAAUGUUUUUACUUGAUAAUAAUGUUUUUACUUGAAAAUGAUGUUUUUACUUGAGAAUGAUGUUUUACGAUCACUCACUUGCACCUCAGAUAAAUUCUCUCAAACUGAAAACAGUGGUGAACUUUGUUUCAUCACAGUAUAUACCUAAACCAAUAUUUAUAUAUAGCUUUGAAGAUAAAAUACACACCACAGUGAGCCUUUAGAACCGAGAAUAGUAUUUGUAUUAAUAAAACUUUGUAAAAACAAAUUGUUCUUGAAUUGUAUAUAUAAGAAAUUUAUCUUUUUUCUUAAACUGAACUAUGCUAUGAAGAAAUCGUAAAAUAUAAUCUGUAUUCAAAUAAAACACUAUUUGUGGAUAACAAUUAUAUGGUUUAUUUCACUGAUGUUUCAACAAGGUUUCACAAGUAGUUAUCAAGCAUAUAUCGACACAAAUAAAUAAAAUGAAAUGAUUUGUGUUGAUAUGCUUGAUAACAACCUGUAAAAUCUUGUUGAAACCUGGCGGUGAAAUAAACCAUAGUAAUUGUUAUCAAUAAAUAAAUAGUGUAUUAUUUGAUUAUGUUUCAAUUACUAAAUGCCAUUCAAAGAAUAUACCCUGUACUGUUUUUAGUACAAUACCUGAUUUUCAGCUUUUUUAAGAAAUUGUAUAUACAUGUAUUAAGUUUGUUUAAUGGAAUUGUUGUUUAGGCCUAAUGUUGUUAUGGAAUUGUUAGAGAAGUUAAUUUAUAUUUUGUAAAUAUUGUGCAAUUUUAAUGUUUUUUAUAGCCCAUCAAGCCAAAGGGCUAACAUCACCACUUCUGUCUGUUUUCUAAAAAGAAAUAAAUGGUAUGAACUUUGUUCACUGGUAGUUUGUGUAUUUUCAACGUAACUCCUAAAUUUGCACUGUGCAUUAGCUUAAGAAGGCAUAUUUUGACUUUUUAUGACUUUUGUUCAGACUGUGAUAUGCCUUUCAAGGUGUUUUUGGAAAUGUUUGAUUGUCUCUUAUUUAAUAAAAUAAAUAACAGUAUAAACAGGUCUAAUGUUACAGGUAAUCAUAUUCUUAUUACAGAUAGAGGUAAUUGAAAUCUUCAGGGUACACAUUGGUUAAACCAUGGACCUUAUAAUACCUUAUUACGUGUAGGUCUUUUGUCUUUAACUUAGUCAAUAUUUUAACCUUUACUGUUAAGAUUUGUUAUUGGUGUACACAAUGUAUAUUUUUAUUCCAUGUUUUAGUAUGUAUAUAUUUUGAUAUGCAACAUUUUGUUUGUUUUAUAAAUAUUUUAAGUAUAUAUUUAUGAUUCUUUAUCUUCAAUUCUGGAGAAAUGUGAAAUUGUUCCACAGUACGUUGUUUUUGUACUCCAGCUUCUUUAUGUGGUCGUAUGUUGUAGUCACUCAUUCCUCCAUGUUCACUUGUGAACAAUGUAAGAGACAAAGUUUAUAAACAGAUCUUAAAGAUGCAUUAUGUCUGCCUAAUGGAGAUCUUUUGUUUGGCCUCAAAUGGUAUAUAAAUCAUUAAUUAGAUAUUUAUUUACAUGCAAUGUCCAUAAUCAACUCUAGAAUUUUGUAGGGUUUGGACUUUUAACUGAUUAAGAUAUGAUUGGCAGUUAAUAUGAUUUAAUUUAAAAAAUAGAUAAUCCACACUUUGAAUGAAGUACUUUGACAUUUUCAACAUAUUCACUUUUCAUUAUCUAUUUUUUUAACUACUAUAGCCAGAACUGUCAGCGCUUUAUCUAAAUCUUACACAAGAUAUGUUGACGGUGAUGACUAUUGAAUUCAAUAAUUUCGUGCAAUUAGUUCCAGAAUUAUACCCAGUCUUCGUUAGCUCAGUCGGUACAGAACAGUAGGACGUUAAACCCCAUUUGAUUUCAUUUCAAGAGUUAUUACCCGGAUUCUUGUGGAUUCUCAACAAAGAAGUUAGUUAUUGUUUGCGCUUUGUUUAUAAAAACCGUAAUAUCUUAAAAUCCAUUGUAACUGUAUGUUACAACUUAUAAUUAGUUAACAUUGGUUAAAAUAGUGAGAAAAGAAACAAAUGAAAAUAAAUUGGACUUGGCUUACUAAUAAAGAUAAAGCAAAGCCAACAAAGCUGAUGGUGGGCAUUGAUCUAUUUGUCGUUGACUAGCCUUUCAUUGUAGUGCCCCGGUUCUAUAUUAUAUUGUCUGACAGUUGUGUUUUGUCUUUAUAUUACUAAUGUUAAAAAUAAUUACCUAACCAGUUAUGCAUAACAACUUACUGGUAUGUGGAUGAUUUUAGUAUCAAUUGAGAAAGGUCAUUGGCAAGAAUCUAGAACUCCGAGAAAUGAUUUUUUCCCCCCUUACCUUGGGAGUUUUAAUUGGGCUUCUACUAUAUUUUAUACAAAUCAAAUGUUGGACCUCUUUAAGUCUUGCUCAAAUAUAACAAUGGUAAUCUAUAAUUAAUGAUACUUCAGUGACUUUAUUUAUAUAUUCGUUGUCAUUGAUGUUUUAUUAAAUCCAAUAUUAUAAUAAUGAUAAUAAAGCUAAAAUCUAUAGUUUGUUACUCUGUAUGUUCUUUAUCAUUUAUGAUUUAUUAAAUCUAUAAAUAUAAUAGUGAUAAUAAAGCUAAAAUCUAUACUAUGUUAUUCUUUGUGGUCUUUAUCAUCGAUGUUUUAUCAAAUCUAUAAAUAUAAUAGUGAUAAUAAAACUAUCUAUACUUUGUUA
Messenger RNA from Patella vulgata (common limpet), 4389 nucleotides. RefSeq lists its product as uncharacterized. The record is from RefSeq and is a predicted model, not a curated record. The transcript has 10 exons. The coding region runs from base 45 to 1163 and encodes 372 amino acids. Lineage: Eukaryota; Metazoa; Mollusca; Gastropoda; Patellidae.